Symbiodinium pilosum is the source of this 504-nucleotide messenger RNA. The record is from the annotation of a GenBank genome assembly. NCBI's taxonomy places the organism in Eukaryota, Dinophyceae, Suessiales, Symbiodiniaceae.
AUGGGGCGAUCAACAAACCCCUUCGGACCUUACUUGGACAAGAACGGAAUGGACAUGGCAGUGCUUGACAGCACUACGCAGAACCCUGGCGGCUCUUACUUCUUGCGGUCUGCCUUGAACGUUUCUGCAAGUGACAAGUCUGCGAUCGGUAGUCGGUACAUCGGGCCUGGGCAUGUGGCAUUCUUCGAAUACACGGACGCUGUUGGUGAGCAUGUCAUGAUCGUCACCUUUCAUUUCUAUGAUGCCACGCAAGCGGGCGGUGCUUAUUUGGGAGCCCGGAGGGUGUUCUUUGACAGCACCUGCUGGCCUUACGUGGACGGCCAGACAUGGGAAGUCUCCAAUCUCUUUGACAUGGCCACCACCUCCACCUCCGCGUCCACCUCCGCGUCAAGCUCUGCAACGGUCUCAUCCACGACCGGAAUGGCAAGCAGUUCCAGGUCAGCGUGCGCGAUUCUGAGCAUCCAGAGUCUUAUCCUCGCCUUAUCUUGCUCAAAGUGGUUCUAG